This is a messenger RNA of Medicago truncatula (barrel medic), 1398 nucleotides long. Its product is annotated as U11/U12 small nuclear ribonucleoprotein 25 kDa protein. The coding region runs from base 502 to 990 and encodes 162 amino acids. The record is from RefSeq and is a predicted model, not a curated record. Lineage: Eukaryota; Viridiplantae; Streptophyta; Magnoliopsida; Fabales; Fabaceae. Gene Ontology annotation, biological process: mRNA splicing, via spliceosome. The transcript is spliced from 3 exons.
CUUCUUCUUUUUCUUAUUUUCUCUCUAACCAAAGAAACACUACACCUUCUCUCUAUCUCUCCAACAAAUAUAAGACACAUAUGCAAAAACAAAGAACAGAUUUAAACUUCUCUCAUCAUCCUCUUCAAUUCUAUGUAAUUGAGACAACAAAGUGGUGUAUUUGGAAAAAUGGGUCAUCCUCUUCAAUUCGUCCAUCCCUUCUGUUUUUUUUUUUUUUUUUCUUCUUUCACUUUUCAGUUUAUUGAACCGGUCCGGUUAAAAAAAACGGCCGAGUCACCGGGUUUUAUCCAAGCCACAUUGGUUUUCACCGGUUCAAUUGCACAGCAUCCAUUAAGCUGCUCGAACCGGACAUACCACCGGUUCCCGGUCCGGUUUUUAUAACUAUGGUUCUAUUUCUUGUAACAAUUUUUUUUGUCAGUAGAAAAAAAAAAGAUUGAUAUUAAAAAUUAAGGAGCUCAUAUCAAAAUAAUUUGCGUUUGAAUUUGGUUAUUUUGCGAUGAGAUGGGAGAAGGUGCGGAAUACAAGAGCGGUUUGAAGAAGGCGAAGGUGUUGAAAGCAUUAUUGGAGGAUCCAAUACUCGCAGAUGUACCGAAGAAUCCAACCCUGGAAGAUGUGGAAACUCUCAUUGGACUCGAAUUGGGUAGUGCAAUGCGAAUUACAGUUUUGAAAUUGGAUACAACCUCGUUUGAUGUGAUUCUAAUGAAUACGGCAACGCUCAAGGAUUUGAAACUUGCUAUCAAGAAGAAGGUUAAUUACAUGGAACAAUCUAGUAUGGGUCACCGCCAUAUUUCUUGGAGAAGUGUUUGGGCUAAUUAUUGUUUGUCAUUCGAUAACAACAAGCUCCUUAACGAUGAUGAUGUGCUUCAAAAUUUGGGCGUUCGGAAUAAUUCUCAGAUACAUUUUGUCCCGUAUGUCAUGACAAAAGAAUCUAGAAGACACUCAAAAAGGAGAAAGCACCGGUUUUUUCAUGGCCUUAGUAAGCUUUCCUGAUCAACAACACUGAAAGGUUGAGCUCGUGGCAUGUGGCAUGUUUGGUGAUCUCUAUUGGUCGGGUUUUCUAUCUCAUUACUUACCCCAAUAUGCGACAACAAAGCUUCAACCUUCUUUCUUGUUUCAACCUGUUUUCAAUCUAAACAUUUCCUAGCAUAUAACUGGAUAAGCUAGUGUGACCAUUUCUGUCCGAACAUGUAAUGCAUGGAAAAUUACAAGCUGUACUGUAAUAGACAAAUAAUGUGUCUGAAAUUGAGUCUACUGACAAAUAGGAAGUGUAUGAUCGCUAUAUAGUCGAGCAUAUUUUGUCCUUGGUUGAAAUGCCUUUAACUACACCUAAUGUCUGUUUUAAUUGUGAACUUUUGUGGCAUAAAUGUAUUGUGAAAAUAUGUAGAGCUUUUAUCUCAA